This is a messenger RNA of Emiliania huxleyi CCMP1516, 168 nucleotides long. RefSeq lists its product as hypothetical. The transcript has a single exon. The annotation marks the transcript as partial. The record is from RefSeq and is a predicted model, not a curated record. Lineage: Eukaryota; Haptophyta; Isochrysidales; Noelaerhabdaceae.
GUGGCGGCGCUCAAAUUCUACAAGAGGUUCAUCUCGCCACUGAUCCCGCCAGGCUGCCGCUUCAUACCCACGUGCUCCGAGUAUGGACAGCUGGCCUUCAGGCAGUAUCCGCCGCUGCAGGCUCUGGUUCUCACCGCGUGGCGCCUCGUACGCUGCAACCCUCUCCAU